CUCCGCUCCGUGGAUCCGUUGGGUGUCGAAGUCGAUGAUUCCGUCGUUAUUCAACAUUCACAGGUCAGGUGACGUAAUGAUAAACCGUCGUACAAGGUUCUGGGCGCUUUACCGCUGCCCUGCAAGAUGAAAGUUAGGAGUAAAGCACUUUGAUAGCAGGACCUGUUUCGCCUAGCUAGUGUGUGCGUGUGAGAUAUAAGCAAAUUUUAGCUUGAGCCCGUCUUAAUGUUCUGCUCAUUUGCUUCUAACUACAUUAUAUUAAUGCAAUAAUUCUUCGUGGGCUUACUAGCAUCUGCGACCAUCCCGAUCUUUAAAUUAUUUUAAAGGUAAAUAUCUGGAUUCUGCAGGAGGACGUGCAGUACUCAUAUUACAUAUUUACCUUUUAUAUAUUUAUUGAAUUUAUAUUACGACCCUAGUGACUGUAUAGAAGAAAUAAGGGACGUAAACAUAAACCAGUACAACAGAUUAUUUCUGUAUGAAUUGGUGUUUCUGCAGCCAUGCCUCCUCCAGAUACCAUGUACUGCAGCCAGCAGAUCGCAAUUCCCACUGAACUGCCCGACAUCCUGAAACAGUACACCAAGGCAGCCAUCAGGACCCAGCCCAAGGAUGUGCUGCAGUGGUCUGCAGCGUAUUUCUCUGCGUUAUCUAAAGGAGAGCCCUUUCCUGUUAAGGAGCGAGUGGAGAUGUAUACUGCAACCCAGAGGACAGACAGUGGGCUGACCCCUGGUCUGCUCAAAGUCUUGCAUCAACAGCUUUCCCACGAGCAGACGUGCAGCCGGGAGGAGCUGCAGAAGAAAUGGAAGGGGCUGUGUUUACCCAUGAUGCAGCUUGAGACCAUCAUGUCUCUGGGCAACUUCAGCUCAGAGGUCCACUGGAUGCACUUCCUGGCCCUAGGCUGCAGUUCCCUUGGUGGGACCAUCACCAGUGCCUUGAAGUUUGCCUGUGAGCUCCUGACGGAGGAAGAGGAGGGUUCUGCGGCGCGGAUCCGCUUUGACACCUUCGCCAGCCUCUACACCUACCUGGCCGGGCUGGACGGGGAGGUCCCCCCCGACCACAUCAGCGGUUACCUCGACAACCUGCGGAUGCAAGCGGCGCUGCAGGGGGGAAUGGUGAAGCCAUCGGACUUCGUUCAUCUCGAGAACGUGGACAUGUCGUCUCCUGCCACGGUGACCUCUGAAGGGCCGUCUCAGCGUGCCGCCGUCGCAGAAGCCACCUAGCAUACGGGUGCUUUUUGGUUUUAAACGUAAACGAGAGAGAAAGCUGAACUUGCGUGUCGAGUCGGGCUCAGGGGGGGGGAGACCCCGCUGAGAACGGACCAGCGAUCAAAUUUGUGUG
Messenger RNA from Gadus chalcogrammus (walleye pollock), 1335 nucleotides. It is a transcript of the gene ropn1l, whose product is annotated as rhophilin associated tail protein 1-like. The record is from RefSeq and is a predicted model, not a curated record. The transcript has 6 exons. Bases 498 to 1217 code for a protein of 239 amino acids. Lineage: Eukaryota; Metazoa; Chordata; Actinopteri; Gadiformes; Gadidae.